Messenger RNA from Aptenodytes forsteri (emperor penguin), 1005 nucleotides. It is a transcript of the gene SFR1, whose product is annotated as SWI5 dependent homologous recombination repair protein 1. The record is from RefSeq and is a predicted model, not a curated record. The transcript has 5 exons. Gene Ontology annotation, cellular component: Swi5-Sfr1 complex. Gene Ontology annotation, biological process: positive regulation of DNA-templated transcription; double-strand break repair via homologous recombination. Lineage: Eukaryota; Metazoa; Chordata; Aves; Sphenisciformes; Spheniscidae.
AUGUAUCUUUGGUGGAUUCAGGUUCAUGAUAAAAGGAAAACGUACGAAUUCUUUAGCUUCUUGAGGUCCUCUCAACUUCUCCACUGCCUGAUGGACUCUCCAGAGAGCUGUACCUCAGGAUGUGUCCUUUGGUAUAGAGCCAGGAAGACCAGGGUUGCUGGGUUAGUAAGGCUUUGGCAUACUGAAGCUUUGGUAUGUUUCAUCUCUGAAGAGGAAGCCCCUUGUGCCAGUCUUGUGUUGCCUAGUGACUUGUUUGCAGGAUUUUAUUUUAAGAGGCUUCUGUUUUGGAACUCCUAAUUGCAAUUUGCAGAAACUGCUAUCCAUCUUGAGAUGGAAGAACCAGUGUUUGAUAAAUUGACAUCUUUGUGCAAUACCCCAAAGGAUUCUGGGACAGCAGCUCCACAGAGGACUAGUUCAGGGAAACAGCCACUGAGUGCAGCUCUGAGGGAGCGAUUAAGGAAAACAAGACGUUCAUUUAAUGCUACUUUUACAGUGGCAAAGCGGCUAAAAAUAGACACUGAAGAAAAAGACUGUGCUGAUGCUGACAAAGGGUGCCUGCCAAAGACAAGUACAGAUUGUUCCAGAUUACAAGAUGGUUCUGAAAACCUGGAAAGAAAUGGCACUGGACAUACAUGUUUCCAAAGUCCCCUACCGGAAAAAGAUCUCUGUGGAUCAGCAGAGAAUUCUCAUGUGCUACAGGCUGAUCUUAGUCAGCAACAGUCCCUAGAAGAAAAAGUAAGGUUGGUGAAACAAGUGCAAGAGAAGGAAGAACUACUUCGAAGGCUCAAACUGGUUAAGAUGUACCGAUCUAAGAACAACCUGUCUGAACUGCAGGCUUUGAUAGUGAAAUGGAGAAGUAGUACCCAGCUGAUGCUAUAUGAACUACAGUCAGCCUUUUCUGCAGAUGGCAAGAAAGUGAGUCUCACUCAGCUGAUAGAUACUUUUGGAUUAGAAGACCAGUUAUUGCACUACAGCAGAACAGAAGAAGAUUUUGUAGAUGCAUAA